CAUGUGCGAGCCUUCACUUUGGACCAGCAGAAGAGGCACCAGCAACAAGAAGAAGAGAAGGAAGAAGAAGAUCCCUCAUGCUGAUGCAGAAGCCCCCUGACCACCACGUUCGUCUACCUCCAGGCUGGAACAUCCUUCUCCUCCUCCUCCCUCUUCCACCAAACACUAAAGACACUUUGCACUAACUUUUUUUUUUUUUUUUUAAUUAUUAUUAUCAAUCCUUUGUUUUUUUUUUUGUUUUUUUUUUAAUUAACGAUGCACACCACGCAAAAGGACACCACCUACACUAAGAUCUUCGUCGGGGGGUUGCCCUACCACACCACCGACUCCAGUCUCAGGAAGUACUUUGAGGUGUUCGGCGAGAUCGAGGAGGCGGUGGUCAUCACCGACAGGCAGACCGGCAAGUCUCGGGGAUAUGGAUUUGUGACCAUGGCGGACCGCUCGGCCGCGGACCGGGCCUGCAAGGACCCCAACCCCAUCAUCGACGGCAGGAAGGCCAACGUCAACCUGGCCUACCUGGGGGCCAAGCCUCGAGUCAUGCAGCCAGGUUUUACCUUUGGCGUCCCCCAAAUUCACCCCGCGUUCAUCCAAAGGCCUUAUGGCAUCCCGGCGCACUACGUGUACCCUCAGGCCUUCGUGCAGCCCAGCGUGGUGAUCCCGCACAUGCAGCCCACCGCCGCCCCGGCCCCAGCCACCUCCCCGUACAUCGACUACACCGGAGCGGCCUACGCGCAGUACUCGGCCGUCAGCGCGGCAGCGGCGGCUGCGUACGAGCAGUAUCCCUACGCCGCCUCCCCCGCCGCCGCCGGCUAUGUGACCGCCGCAGGGUACGGCUACGCGGUCCAGCAGCCUCUGGCCGCCGCCGCCCCGGGUUCCGCCGCCGCAGCGGCCGCCGCCGCCUUCGGCCAGUACCAGCCUCAGCAGCUGCAAGCCGACCGCAUGCAAUAGCAGGAACAGGAAGUGGAUUCUGGAUGCCGUGCUUCAACCAAAAACAAACAAAAAAAAAGUCGCCGUACAGAUAUGAUAAUUUUUUUAGUAGCUUGUUUCUAGAGAGGAAAUGCAGGAACUAAUCCCUGUUACUUAAGCCUUCAAAGUCCUAUUGCUGUCUUUUUCUACUUUAGGGUUUAUUUUGUAUAUUUAUUAUUGUCACACACACUGAGGGUUGUUCUUUUUUUGUACGAUCAGGGAAAAAAAAUUGAGCUGUUUUCAGCAUGACCUCCUCUUGGGACAUUAGGGGCGGCAUCCUUCAACGCCACCCCUCACUCCUCUUGACCUUUGCAAAGCUAAAAAAAAAAAGAAAAAGCAAAACAAGUCAAAAUGACUUGUAGACAAUGACAAAAACAAGGUGGGGGCUAUAUUGAAAGGGUGGGGCAGGGUUGCCGGCCCGAGCCUCCAGAUGGAUCAAGUUGUAAUAGGAAUGUAUGGAGAGUUUUAAUCCCCCUGCCGGGCCCCAUUUUUUGGGGGUGUCCGGCUUUACAAGGCCACCCGCGAGCUCCGCCAAACCCUCCAUUAUCAGCAAAAAAUCUACCUGCUGCUUGCCUCAGUGGGCAUACAGCUGUUUCUCCCUGGGACAGCUUCUGUUGGAUGGGCCAGUGGCUAUAAUGUGAAAGGGGGCCUGUGUGGGGUAGGGGGGUGUCUGGAACAGGAACACAUUACUUGUAACUUACUAGUCGAGUUGUAAUGUUUGAAUCCCUUGCUGGAUACCAAUAUGGGGGCAUCAGAGUUGUACGGGGCCACCCAUCUGCCCCACAUAUCCCUCCAAUAUUAGAAAAAAAAUCUACCCGGCAACCGUUUGCGCCAAUGUGCUGUUUCACUAUUAUUAAACAAAAAAAUUUGCUGUUUCCAGAUUUACCCCCUCUCGGGACAUUUGGGGGAUACCUUUGAACGCCCACCGGCCCUUUUGACUUAUUCAAAGUAAAUCGCAUCAAGUGAAGAUUAUGAGUCAUGGAGUUUGCAGACAUUAAGAAAAACACAUUGCGCAGCAUACAGAUGCUAGGAGGUAGGGGGGUGGCUAUAUAGGGGCCCAGGGUGGGUGGCUUCCCUACCGCCAGGCCCUGAUUUUUGGGGGGAGACCAAGUUCACAGGGCCACCCACCAACCCUGCCAACCCAUCCAGUGUCAGCGUUAAAACAUUUUUACCUGGAAACCGUCUGCCUGAGGGUGCCUUUCCACUGCUAUUUAAAAAUGUUGUUUUCAAUGUGACCUCAUUCCGGGACAUUUGGGGGCUAUCGUUGAACGCCGCCCACCCCUUUUGACCUACCCAAAAGCUAAAAACAAGAAAAAAAACAAAAAUGACAAGGAAUGGAUGGAGGUAGCAGACGAUGACAUAACCACAGCUGCUGGGCUGGGAGGAGCGGGGGGGGUCAACAUUAGGCCGGACCCCUCUCCGGGCCCCACACCCCCUCCCUCCACAGACGGAUCACUCUGGAACAGGAACGCAUCACUUGUUGCUCAUUUGUUGAGCUGUCACAUUUUAAUCCCCCUGCCGAGCCUGUCUCUUUUUUUUUUUUUUUUCCGGGUGGGGGGACUGAGUUUACAGGGCCACCCACCAGCCCCACCAACCCCUCCAGUAUCAGCAAAAAUCUACCCGGCAACCGCCUGCCUCAGUGUGCUUUUCCACUGCUAUUUAAAACAAAGAGACAUCUGGUAUUUAAAAUAUUUAUUUUUUAUUUUAUUUUUGAGAGUAGUAGUGGCGGUACUGUAUUAAUAAUAAUUAUUACUGUGUACUCAUCUCAAGGCAUAUAAUAUAUACAAGUCAUUGAUUUAGAUUUAGUAUUAAUAUAAUAAUUAUUAUUAUAAUAUAUUAACAUACUCAACCAAAAAAUAUUGAUUUCGUAGCGAAUUAAGAUACAAUGCACUGUACUUUUGUUUUUAGCUUGAUAUCGGUUAGAUGUUGUUUUUUUUUUUUUAAUUGAGAAACUUUAUUUAAAUGCAUGCAGAAAAUAAAAACAAAAAACAAGCUAAAAUGCUGCUUUAUCCACUAGAAUGUAAAGUUGUCGUAGCUGUGCCGUAUUAUUUUAUUUUUAUUUUGGGUUCAUAUUCAUCCGACAAUGUUGGGAAUUUUUUUAUACUUGAACUAUUUCUUACAAGGGAAAAGAGACAAAUAAAAAAAAAAAGCAAACAUUUUAAGGAAGCUUUUCAUUGUAUUGGAUGAAAGUAUGUAAAGUGUUAAUAAAUAUUACAAAAACAUUUACUCAAAAUUUUGAAUAAAAUGUUCUAUAUUUCAAACA
Messenger RNA from Phyllopteryx taeniolatus (common seadragon), 3229 nucleotides. It is a transcript of the gene rbm24a, whose product is annotated as RNA binding motif protein 24a. Gene Ontology annotation, molecular function: mRNA 3'-UTR binding. The coding region runs from base 256 to 948 and encodes 230 amino acids. NCBI's taxonomy places the organism in Eukaryota, Metazoa, Chordata, Actinopteri, Syngnathiformes, Syngnathidae. Gene Ontology annotation, cellular component: cytosol. The transcript is spliced from 4 exons. The record is from RefSeq and is a predicted model, not a curated record.